CACAUUCUCUUAUGGACCUGGCCGCUCUCAGGCUUCUCUCUGGUAUUGCAGAAAAAGGAAAAAAAGGGGCAACAAAUCGCAGCUGAGCGGAGUGCAGUGUAAUAGUAAAAAUGGCUAGUUGGGUGAAAUUUGGUUAUUCUUUUUCCAGAAAUUUUGCAUCCGCUGCUGCCAAACACCAAGGCUCAGAGCAGGCUGCUGUUCUAUGGAAGAGACUCACGUUCUUGGUAGCUUUUCCAGCCAUUGGUUUGGCAAUGGUUAAUUGCUAUUUGAAUCAUCAAGCUCACGCGCACGAUGAGCGUCCGGAAUUCAUCAAAUAUGAUCAUCUGAGGAUAAGAACUAAGCCAUUUCCAUGGGGUGAUGGCAAUCAUAGUUUGUUCCACAACCCACAUGUCAAUCCUCUACCCGAUGGUUAUGAGGAUGAAUAACUUUAUUUAAAGUGAGAAAAAAGUCAAAUUUUCUUCUAGCAUUCUCUGUAUUAUAAAUAUUCUAUAUUGUACUGCUCAUAGAAGAGAUUCAAUCAAUAAAUCUCAGCAAAGAUUA
Messenger RNA from Pseudomyrmex gracilis, 540 nucleotides. RefSeq names its product cytochrome c oxidase subunit 6A1, mitochondrial. Bases 111 to 425 code for a protein of 104 amino acids. The record is from RefSeq and is a predicted model, not a curated record. Gene Ontology annotation, cellular component: mitochondrial inner membrane. The transcript is spliced from 3 exons. Gene Ontology annotation, biological process: mitochondrial electron transport, cytochrome c to oxygen. NCBI's taxonomy places the organism in Eukaryota, Metazoa, Arthropoda, Insecta, Hymenoptera, Formicidae. Gene Ontology annotation, molecular function: enzyme regulator activity.